Messenger RNA from Gossypium raimondii (Peruvian cotton), 1456 nucleotides. RefSeq names its product UV-B-induced protein At3g17800, chloroplastic. The record is from RefSeq and is a predicted model, not a curated record. The coding region runs from base 130 to 1365 and encodes 411 amino acids. Lineage: Eukaryota; Viridiplantae; Streptophyta; Magnoliopsida; Malvales; Malvaceae. The transcript is spliced from 3 exons.
GGACCGGUAUAGUCAGAACCCAUUCGAGCUCAAAAAACCCGGCAGCUACUAUACAACACAAUCUUUUAUGUUAUCCGUAACAAAUUUAUCCUUUUAUUGAAAAUUACAUCGGUAUUAGUACCGCCGUAGAUGGAGGCCGCCGCCGCCGCCACCGCCACUUUGGUUGGAUCUUCUUUACAUUUACAUCCACCACCUUCAAGCUCCGUUACCAGAUCGACUGUUUACGCUGCCAGACCUCGCCUCUCUUUCCCGAUUAAGCAUUAUUCUUCUCUAGCUUGUUCAAGAUCAUGGAAUAAAAGGAUGGUUUUGGAGAGUAGGAGAGGCAUAGUUGUAAGGGCAUCGUCGUCUCCCGACUCGACUGACCCAUCUGAUCCAAUUGCUCCCCUAAGGAUGGAGUCUCCAACUGGGCAAUUUUUGUCUCAAAUCCUGAUAAGUCAUCCACAUCUUGUGCCGGCAGCAGUUGAGCAGCAGCUUAAACAGCUUCAAACUGAGUGGGACACUGAGCAAAAGAAGGAAGAACUGUCUGCAUCAGGCACGGAUUUGGUGUUGUAUAGGAGAAUUGCUGAGGUUAAGGCGAACGAGCGAAAAAGAGCUUUGGAAGAGAUCCUCUAUGCACUGGUUGUGCAGAAGUUUAUGGAUGCCGAUGUUUCCUUGGUGCCUGCAAUAACUCCCUCUUCUAAAAAUUCUUCGGGUCAAGUAGAUACUUGGCCGAGCCAAGAAGAGAAAUUCGAGCAGCUUCACUCGCCUGAAGCCUAUGAAAUGAUCCAAAGCCACCUAGCUCUCAUUCUGGGAAAUCGAUUGAAUGAUUCAAAAUCCGUUGCACAGAUUAGUAAACUUAGGGUCGGGCAGGUCUAUGCUGCAUCGGUGAUGUAUGGGUAUUUCCUAAAACGGGUCGACGAGCGAUUUCAACUAGAGAAGACCAUGAAAAUCCUUCCAAAUGGUUCAGAUAGUGAGGGAAGUAGUAUCGAGAAAGCUGUCAGAGAAGACAUAAGACCUGCAGGGGAUUAUCUAGCUGUUUCAUCACACCUGGAAGUCUCAUCGUGGUCUGGAGGUUUUGGGAACAGGAUAAAGCCCUCUCGGUUACGGACGUACUUAAUGUCCUUUGAUGGGGAUACUCUUCAGAGGUUUGCUACGAUUAGAUCGAAAGAAGCUGUUAGCAUUAUCGAGAAGCAAACAGAGGCUUUAUUCGGAAGACCUGAGAUUGUUUUAACUCCUCAAGGUACUGUUGAUUCUUCCAAAGAUGAGCUUAUUAAGAUUAGCUUUGGUGGUUUGAGGAAACUUGUUUUGGAGGCUAUCACAUUUGGUUCUUUUCUAUGGGAUGGUGAAAGCUUCGUAGAUUCAAGGUACCAUUUUGUUAUGAAUUAGAUAUUUUUCAAUUGCGUCCCUGUUAAAGUAAAAACUUAGUAGUGGAGUUCUUACUAUAUUAUGGUUUAAUAAAGUGUAAAUUUUGGUGAUU